Messenger RNA from Symbiodinium natans, 1452 nucleotides. Lineage: Eukaryota; Dinophyceae; Suessiales; Symbiodiniaceae. The record is from the annotation of a GenBank genome assembly.
AUGCCGAGCUCCUCGAAAGUCUCAGUGGUCGUGGAAGACAGCCCAAUCCUCCUUGUGGAGGAUCUUCCUGAGGAAGAUCCUUCUGGCACUCUUUGGGCCGUCGACCCGGAGGGAUACCUGCAUCGUUGCAGAAGGGCUCGCAGCAAGAAGGCACUUGAAGAGUUCCGCCGGCUCGGUGCUGAGACGAGGAAUGUGGUGCUUUCGCUGCACGUCCCGGAACGAACGGCUCCAGGGUUUGAGGACUGGCGUGCAGAGGAGGAGGCCUCCAUGGGGGACGAGGAAGCGUUUCAGUUCUUGCGAGUACUUCGCGCCAACGGAAUCGAGGUGCCAGGUGGGCGCACUGGGCUCUAUGCCACCGCCUGCAGGGCCAAUCAUGCUUGCAAGCCAAGGGCCCGUCUGUGCGUCGGGGCUGACGGCCGAGUCAGGGUUGUGGCCUUAACCGACAUUCUCGCUGGUGAGGAGGUCACAGUGUCGUACCUAUCGGAGUCCGACCUCCUCGAGCCCGGAUCGAUCCGCAGGAAGCUGCUGGGUCAGACGUGGGGCUUCCUGUGCCAGUGCCAAAGAUGCACGAUGCCUGAUGAUCGACGAAGUUUUACGUGCCCAUCCUGUCGAGGUGGCACGAUUGGCUUCCAGAGCCGGUACGUACAGCUGGGAGCUGCUACUGCGGAGCUGGAUGGCUGGGCCGUUUGCCCUUCUUGCGGAGAAAUGCCCGAGGCAGAAGAGAUGGCGAGCCUCGAGCAGCUCUGGGCCGGGCGCCAUCGCCAGCUGCAACCCUGGUGUCGAGGCGCUGGUGGGCGGGCAGUGCUGCGAAGUUUCUUGCAGCCGUCGGCACCGGUGAUCUCCCGCCAUGUGCUGGAAGAGAUGAACGAAGAGCUUGGCGAUCCCGAGCAGCUGGAAGCCGAUGUCACAGAGGUACAGCCAAAGGACCAUGGCUCGACUAGGCCGACAGCUGCUCAGGAACUUGCGAAAGACCUGGCAGCUGCUGUCCAUCUGCACCGAGACCUCAUGAGCUCUCAGCGUGAUGCGGCGCCAGAUGGCGAGGCGCACUGGCUGGCGGCUGAUGCUGCCGGCGCAGCUCUGGAGGCAGGGCUGUUGCUGCUCAAGACGAGCGGCGCAAAGGGAGAGAUGCAGGACGCAUUUCAGGCCCAGGUGGACGCACUUGCUCUCGGUCCAGAGGAACUGGCCAGGGCUGCAGACUGCAGGCUUCGAUCCCUGCAGCGAGCACUGGGGAAGGAGACGCUGACUCUGGAAGCCGCAGAGGUCCUUCGGCUCAAGGCCCAGUGCCUGGACCUCAGCGACAAAGUGGAAGAAGCAGCCGCUGUGAGGAGGCGGGCCUUGAAAGUGGCCGCCGCCCUCCUGCCGAGCGAGCUGCCCGGCUCCCUCGGCCCUGUGGAGGACGCCGCGCUGGAUGAGACGGUUUACGGCAUCAUCUCGCAAAUUGAGGGCGACUGA